Andrographis paniculata is the source of this 1268-nucleotide messenger RNA. Its product is annotated as probable xyloglucan endotransglucosylase/hydrolase protein 7. Gene Ontology annotation, cellular component: cell wall; apoplast. Gene Ontology annotation, molecular function: hydrolase activity, hydrolyzing O-glycosyl compounds; xyloglucan:xyloglucosyl transferase activity. The record is from RefSeq and is a predicted model, not a curated record. Bases 94 to 957 code for a protein of 287 amino acids. The transcript is spliced from 4 exons. NCBI's taxonomy places the organism in Eukaryota, Viridiplantae, Streptophyta, Magnoliopsida, Lamiales, Acanthaceae. Gene Ontology annotation, biological process: xyloglucan metabolic process; cell wall biogenesis.
ACACACAUCCUUUUUUAUAUAUAAUUAUCCACUUUCAUCGAUAUAUCCUUUAAAUAAUUAUAUAUAUAUAUUUAUUGUAUUAAUUAAGAAGGCAUGGCAUUGGCAUUGGCAUUGUGGAGGUGGUGCAUUGCGGCGGCGCUGCUCUUCUCCGCCGCGUCCGGGCGGCCGGCGACGUUCUCGCAGGACUUCCGGAUCACGUGGGCCGACUCUCAUAUUCGGGAGCUCGACGGAGGAAGAGGCAUUCAGCUCACCCUCGAUCAAGGCUCAGGAUGCGGAUUCGCUUCCAAGUAUCAAUAUCUUUACGGCCGAGUGAGCAUGAAGAUCAAGCUCGUCCCCGGCGACUCGGCCGGAACAGUCACCGCCUUCUACAUGAACUCGGACACGGACACGAUACGAGACGAGCUCGAUUUUGAGUUCCUAGGAAACCGGUCGGGCCAACCCUACACGGUCCAAACGAAUGUCUAUGCCCACGGCAAAGGCGAUAGGGAGCAACGGGUCAACCUAUGGUUCGACCCGUCCCAAGAUUUUCACGAGUACUCGAUUAUGUGGUGCCAUAGUCGAGUCAUCUUCUCAGUAGACCAAGUCCCGAUCAGAGUGUAUAAGAACAACGAGGCUAUAGGGAUCCCAUUCCCGAAAUCCCAACCAAUGGGAGUUUACUCGACUCUAUGGGAAGCCGACGAUUGGGCGACGAGGGGAGGCAUCGAGAAGAUUGAUUGGAGCAAGGCGCCGUUUUACGCUUAUUACAAGGAUUUCGACAUCGAGGGAUGUCCGGUGCCGGGGCCCGCGGGGUGUCCAUCGAACCCCAACAAUUGGUGGGAGGGCCCGACCUGCAAGGUCCUGAGCCCGGAGGCGGCUAAGCGCUACCGGUGGGUGCGGACCAACCAUAUGAUCUACGAUUAUUGCACUGACCGGAAACGCUAUCCGGUUCCCCCGCCGGAAUGCUCUGCCGGAAUUUGAUCUCUGGCCGUCGGAUGAGACACCAUGAUCAUUAUCAUCGGAAGGUUGGAAAUGUGCAUGCUGUUUAAAGACAUUAUGUGGUUCACACGUGCAUGUCGUUUUCUUACGUUUAAACUGUUGUUUUUCUUUUUGUUUGUUUAUUUUACAUGUGAUUGAUGUUCAAUUGUAUUAUUUUUUUUAAAAACUUAUAUGCUUUGCUGCUUGGUUUCUUAAAAACAAAAAAAAAAAAAACAUUGUAAUGAUAAUUAUUAUCUUAUUGUGUAUUGUUGGUUAAUUGUAUCGAUUAUUUAAUUAACUAAGUAUUAUUAUUA